This is a messenger RNA of Anopheles funestus (African malaria mosquito), 732 nucleotides long. Its product is annotated as zinc finger protein 254-like. The transcript has 2 exons. Lineage: Eukaryota; Metazoa; Arthropoda; Insecta; Diptera; Culicidae. Gene Ontology annotation, molecular function: DNA-binding transcription factor activity, RNA polymerase II-specific; RNA polymerase II transcription regulatory region sequence-specific DNA binding. Bases 1 to 732 code for a protein of 243 amino acids. Gene Ontology annotation, biological process: regulation of transcription by RNA polymerase II. Gene Ontology annotation, cellular component: nucleus. The record is from RefSeq and is a predicted model, not a curated record.
AUGGUUGAAAAGAAGAGACAAAUUUUAAUUGAUGGCUUGACACAAACGCUUGCGCAAAAUAAUCAAGCAUGGCAAAAUGUUCUGCAACAGCCCAGCCAGAAAAUUAAGAACGUAAAAACGUUGAAGCGCAAAAAGUUUAGUUGCGAUUACUGUAAGCGAAAAUUCGUAUACUCAACCGGGCUGGAGCGGCACAAGAAAAAAUUCCACGCUGACGAAGAAAAUUCCGUUCCAGAUCUGCCGAAGGAGGAAGGGUCCGCUGUGGAGCAUCCGCAGCUAAAAACGUUUGACAUUGUGCUGAAGUGUGAAGAAUGUGGAGAAAUCUUUCCCGAGGUCAAGCAAUUCGAAGCUCAUACCAUCCGUUACAACUGGGAGCUUAUGCUUAUGAACACAUCACCCGAGGACAUCGAUAUUGGAAGUAUGUUCCAGAAGCAGGUAUUCAUUGUGACGAUUCAUACGGCACUAGUAUGUGAAUUUUGUGACGCUUGCUUCUCUGACUGCGAGUCAUUAUUCUAUCAUGAAGCGCAUCACUCGCCAUCCUCCGGCUACGCAUGCCGAUUCUGCAAGCUAAACUUUUUCAAACUGGAAUCAGUGCUGGAGCAUCGGGAGCAGUGUUGCGAGUACACCAACUUUCGUACCACAUACCUGUUGAACGUACCGGUGAUGUACAGUUGUAAUGCUUGUAUGUCGCUGUUUUCAACGCUGCCCGAGCUGUACGAACAUCGUUUGCUGUAG